AUGUUUCCUCCUCAGAAUGUGAAUAUCGACCUGGAGGCUUUGAGUGGGAUAUGUGGUUCAAUCUCAAUCGCCUGCUGGGUCGUCGUAUUCUCUCCCCAGAUAAUUGAAAAUUUUCGUCGCGGUUCGGCCGAUGGCCUCUCCCUUCUCUUCCUCGUUGUUUGGCUGGCAGGCGAUGUCUUCAAUAUCCUCGGUGCCGUCCUACAGGGUGUGCUGCCCACGAUGAUCAUACUCGCCAUUUACUACACGCUCGCGGAUAUAGUACUAUUAGGGCAAUGCUUCUACUACAGAGGGUUCACUUUGAAAGACGAGGCCACAUCCGCUUCUACACCAGAAGACCCCGAGGAGGUUGAGACAGCAUCUCCCGUCAUAUCAAGAAAGCCAACAGAGCACACCUCACUGCUCUCCGCGCAUGAUACCCACCACAACUACCACUCAAAUACCGGCCCUUCCAACGGAAACGGACCUCCGCUUCUCUCACACGGUCAUCGUCGACACUCGGCAACCUCGUUUCUCCAUUCCUCCGUCGAUGGAACCCAUCUGUCCCCCGCAACCCCUUUCAUAGAACCCACAAAGCCUUCCCGCCAAACAAAAACGAUUUCGACUAUACGCACCGUCUUGCUCAACCUUUCCGCCGUCGCCCUCGUCUGCGCUGCAGGAAUCGUAGGCUGGUACGUCAGCCGCUCAGCGCCAACAAAGCACAAAAAGCACCCCGAUCACUCUCCCAGCGACACCGCGCUUGCUUUUGACACUCUGGGACAAGUGUUUGGGUAUCUAUGUGCCGUUUUAUAUCUCGGGUCUCGCCUUCCUCAGAUCCUACUCAACUACAAGCGAAAGUCUACAGAGGGCGUAUCGCUGCUGUUCUUUCUCUUUGCGUGCAUCGGAAAUCUAACCUAUGUACUGUCUAUCCUCGCAUUCUCACCCGUGUGCGAAGGUGGACGCCAAUGCCGUGGCGACGACAUUGGUAGGGUGUACGGCAGAUAUAUUCUCGUUAACCUUUCCUGGUUGAUUGGGAGUUUCGGGACGUUGUUUUUGGAUAUGUGCAUUUUUAUCCAGUUUUUCUUGUAUCAAGAUAACAACGGGGCUUCGACCUUGGUCGUGUCAUGA
This is a messenger RNA of Aspergillus calidoustus, 1104 nucleotides long. The record is from the annotation of a GenBank genome assembly. Lineage: Eukaryota; Fungi; Ascomycota; Eurotiomycetes; Eurotiales; Aspergillaceae.